This is a messenger RNA of Colletotrichum orchidophilum, 1497 nucleotides long. Its product is annotated as FAD binding domain-containing protein. Lineage: Eukaryota; Fungi; Ascomycota; Sordariomycetes; Glomerellales; Glomerellaceae. The transcript has 6 exons. Gene Ontology annotation, molecular function: FAD binding. Bases 1 to 1497 code for a protein of 498 amino acids. The record is from RefSeq and is a predicted model, not a curated record.
AUGAGGGUCUCAACAGGUUUGUCGAUAUUGGCCUUGGCUGCCUCGACUGUCUCAGCAAGGGGUCGCAGUCCUCACUGCGUGUGCUGCUCUGCCCUUUCCAACGAUCAAGACCUGCAAGGCAAAGUCUUUACAAAGGAAAAUUCAUUUUAUGAUGCGCGCUUGGAGACUUACUACUCUGCAAAUGCUGCGCAAGAUCCAUGGUGUAUGGUGCUGCCCGAGAGCACCUCAGAUGUGACGAAGAUAGCAAAAAUCCUGAAUCGGAAUCAAUGUCCUUUUGGCAUCCGAAGCGGUGCUCACUCAGCCUUCACCGGAUCCAAUGGCGUCAAGAAAGGUGUCACCAUUGACUUUGGUUACAUGAACACCACGACUUAUGACGAAGGAACAAAGAUUGCUUCGAUACAGCCUGGCUCAGACUGGGAAAAAGUCUUCUCUACCCUUGAUCCUUACGACGUUGUUGCCGUUGGCGGUAGAGCGUCAGUCGUGGGUGUUGGUGGCUUCGUAACAGGUGGCGGCUACUCCUUCCACACGAACUCACAUGGCUUUGCUUGCGACUCAGUCACCAACUUCGAAGUUGUCCUUGGUGAUGGCUCCGUCGUCAACGCGAACGCAAAUGAGAAUGCAGAUCUCUGGAAAGCCCUCAAGGGAGGCUCCGGAAACUUUGGCUUCGUCACCAGAAUUGAUACUCGCACCGUCGACUCGACCCAGAUGUGGGGCGGUUUUGUUACCUACAACCUCACCGAGAGAGAUAAUGUCUUCAAUGCCUACCUGAACUUUGCCAACAACAUGGAAAACGACCCUUAUAGCCAGAAUAUCGUCGCGUUGUACUACGACAAGUCCGGCUUCACCUUGAGAUCCAUCCUGACCAACGUCCAAGCCAAGACAGAUGCACCUGCUUUUGACGAGUACUUCCCAAUUCCGAACAUCUCCAGCACUGUCCGCGUUGGAUCUGUUGCCGAUCUCGUUCCAGAGUUCACUGGUCCCACUCCCUUGGGCCUAUAUGCAAACUGGAUGGUCGGUCAAACCACGAACGACUACCGUAUCAUGGACUUCAUCGACAUCAAGCUCAAGGAAUACUCAGGCAAAAUGAAGGAAGCCGCGCCCGAGUCUGACUUCAAUGUUCUUGUCCAAUUCCAGCCGGUCACCCAGUCCAUCGUCAAGCACGGUCUCGAGAACGGCGGAAACUCACUCGGCUUGGAAAAUGUUGUCGCCGACGGUCCUACCAUCAUGUGGCUCAUUGCCUUGACCGUCGACACCCCCGCGAACCAGAAGAAGAUUCUGCCCUUUGCCCUCGAGUUCCGCGCCGCCAUCGACGAGUACGCCAAGGAGAUUGAUGCUUACAAGGAAUGGAAGUACCUCAACUACGCCUGGAAGGACCAGGACCCGCUCUCGAGUCAUGGCAAGGAAACUGUGGAUUUCCUCAAGUCCGUCGCCGAGGAUUACGACCCCGAUCAAGUCUUCCAGAAGCUCCGCAGGACCGGUUUCAAGCUUCCGGCUUAA